Stegodyphus dumicola is the source of this 1344-nucleotide messenger RNA. Its product is annotated as solute carrier family 35 member F6-like. Gene Ontology annotation, molecular function: transmembrane transporter activity. Gene Ontology annotation, cellular component: intracellular membrane-bounded organelle; membrane. Lineage: Eukaryota; Metazoa; Arthropoda; Arachnida; Araneae; Eresidae. Gene Ontology annotation, biological process: transmembrane transport. The record is from RefSeq and is a predicted model, not a curated record.
GAUUGUUAAUAUAGAUUAAAAUGUUAGUAAGAUUCUUCUAUUAUCUUUAAGAUAAUAGUACAAUAAUUUAAUUACAGAGAGAUUAGUGCAUAAUGCCGUGGACAACAUACGAAAGAAGUUUAGCAUUAUUAAUGCUUGUCGCAGGUUCCAUAAGUACUUUAGCCACGAAAUGGGAUGAUAGGCUUUCCUCUGUGAAUAGAGCUGGAGAUCUUGCAAAAUUUAAUCAUUCAUUCUUACAGGCUGCUGGAAUGUUUUUGGGCGAAUUAUCAUGCCUCAUUGCUUUUAAGAUUUUCUUGUGCAUGCAGAGGAAAAAAAAGGAAAACCCUGAAGGAGUGCCGAGUAUACAUUCUCAAAGAUUCAAUCCUAUGAUCUUUCUUCUGCCUGCUUUAUGUGACGUGACAGCAACGUCUAUUAUGAAUGUUGGACUCACCUUCAUACACGCUUCAAGCUACCAAAUGUUGCGAAGUGCCGUAAUUGUGUUCACUGGACUAUUAUCGGUAGCAUUUUUAGAAAGACAUCUGAGAGUUUGUGAAUGGGUAGGAAUAUUUAUCGUUAUUUUCGGCUUGCUUUGUGUUGGUAUAUCUGAUGAUUUUAGCUCCAAUCCAGGCUCAGAGCACAAUGCUAGCUUAAAUGGCAUAAUAACAGGUGACCUUCUGAUUGUAUUGGCACAAAUUAUUGUUGCGACUCAAAUGGUUUUAGAGGAAAAAUUUGUAACAAAAUACGACAUUUCUGCAUUAGAGAGUAUUGGAUGGGAAGGUUUGUUUGCUUUCGCUAUCGUAUCAGUACUAUUGGUGCCUAUGUAUUACAUUAAAGUUGGAAAAAGUAUCUUUAAUAAUCCUUAUGGAAGAAUGGAAGACGCCCUAGAUGGCUUUAUUCAGAUGUCAAAUAGCUGGCAAGUAACUCUGGCUUUUACAGGAACUAUUAUAGGUACUGGCAUCGGUAAUUUUGCUGGAUUAAGUAUAACCAAGGAACUGAGUGCUACAACCCGAAUGGUUUUGGAUAGUGCUAGAGCAUUUGUUGUAUGGAUAUUCUGUCUGUUUUUCACAUGGCAAGAGUUCCAUUAUUUGCAGUUAGUUGGAUUCCUCUUACUUUUUAUUGGAAUGUGCCUCUAUAAUGAUGUCAUUAUUCAACCAAUCUGUCACAGGGUAUUUCGUCAAAUGCACUACUACAGAGGCAAAACAAGCUCCUGCGAUGAUGAAUCGACAAGCCCGUUGACUGAGCCAUUAUCUAUAAACUCUUGAGGUUUCUUGGAAAUAUUAGUUUAGAUCCACAAGGUGUUCGAAAAUAAUUUUGGGAUUUUAUAUUAAUUUAUGUGAUAAUAAAUUUUACAUAAAAUAUUCUGAA